AGGAGAUAGGCGGAGUCGGGGAAAGUGCAUGGCAGCCAGCGAGGAGAGCGCCAUUUGACCUGCUUAGAGGACCCUGGAAUCUUCUCAAGGAUCUCUAUAAUUUCAUACCACAAGAUGGAGAAGCAGCCCCUGCCAACAGAUGACUACAAUACCGGAACCAGACAGUCUGAGAUGGAGGGCUACGCUGGCGAGGACACCCAGCAGGGCUCAUCUGAGCCUGUCGCUCGAGCAGGAUGGAACAGUAAAAUAGAGUAUUUUUUGGCUCAGGUGGGAUUCAGUGUUGGGCUCGGCAACGUCUGGAGGUUUCCAUAUUUGUGCCAUCAAAAUGGAGGCGGAUCUUUUAUCCUCCUGUAUGUGCUGCUGAUGCUGGUUGUGGGCAUUCCCUUGUUCUUCCUGGAACUGGCAGCUGGUCAGGCCAUCCGACAGGGCAGCAUCGGUGUGUGGAAGUACAUCUCCCCCCGGCUGGCAGGGAUCGGCUACUCCAGCUGUGUGGUGUGUUUCUUUGUGGCCCUCUACUACAAUGUGAUCCUUGCGUGGAGUAUUUUCUAUCUUGGGAACUCGUUCCAGUUCCCUUUACCUUGGGAACAGUGUCCAAAACAGGGGAAUCUAACAGUAAAAGAAUGCGACAAGAGCACCCCCACAUCGUAUUUCUGGUACCGCAAAGCUUUGGAUAUCACAGACUCAAUUGAUGAGGUGGGCUCUUUCAACCCUUACAUCAUCUGCUGUCUGCUGGCGGCCUGGACCAUCGUGUGCCUGGGAAUGUUCAAGGGUAUCAAGUCCUCUGUCAAGGUGAUGUAUUUCUCCUCCAUCUUCCCCUAUGUUGUGCUGUUUUGCUUCCUCGUCCGAGGGCUCCUGUUGGAUGGGGCCUUGGAUGGAAUUGCCUACAUGUUCUACCCCAAGCUGGAAAUUUGGGCAGACGUCCAGGUGUGGCGGCAGGCAGCCACUCAGGUCUUCUUUGCUUUAGGCCUUGGCUUCGGGUCCAUUAUCGCCUACUCCUCCUACAAUCCCAAGAACAACAACUGCCAUCGUGAUGCCUUCACUGUCUCCAGCAUUAACUUCCUCACAUCUGUGCUUGCCUCUCUGGUGGUGUUUUCUGUGCUCGGCUUCCGAGCCAAAAAGAAAGCCCUGGAAUGUGUGGCCAGUAAUAUGAAGGAGUUAUCAGAUCAGUUUCUCAGUAAUAAUGUGGACACAAACCUGAUGCCAAGCUUCAACUAUUCUGAUCCCAGUUCUGUGGCACUAGAGGUCUACAGGGACUGGUUUAAUCAGUAUGGAAGUAAGGUGCCUGGCAAUUUAACAGACUGUGACCUGGAAAAAGAGAUGCAGCAGGGAGUGGAGGGCACGGGCCUGGCUUUUAUUGCCUUCACAGAGGCCAUGUCACUCCUGCCUGGCAGCCCCUUCUGGUCAGCGCUCUUCUUCCUCAUGCUGCUCAACUUGGGGCUCAGCACAAUGUUUGGCACCAUGGAAGGCAUCCUCGCCCCACUCACUGACCGCUUCAAAACUCUGGCCAACAACAAGACCAAAUUCACAAUUUUCAGCUGUAUCGUGGGCUUUCUAAUUGGCCUGCUCUUCAGCCAGCGUUGUGGGAACUACUUUGUGAUGAUGUUCGAUGAUUACUCCGCCACUCUGCCCCUGAUCAUUGUGGUGGUUUUUGAGACCUUCAGUGUGUCUUGGCUAUAUGGAGCUGAUAGGUUCCUUGAUGACAUUGAGGCAAUGCUGGGCUGGCGUCCCCAUGUGAUCUACAAGUACCUUUGGAAAUACAUAUGCCUGCUUGCUAUGCUGGGGCUGCUGGGUGCCACCACCAUUCGCAUGUUCAUCAAACGCCCCACUUAUUUGGCAUGGAACCGAGAGACGGCUUCCGAGGAGUACCUGGAGUACCCAGGUUGGGCUCUGGCUGUUAUGGCUUUACUGAUCAUUUUCGCUAUGAUGCCUGUCCCAGUGGGCUUGAUCCAUGCUGUUCUGCAGGACAGGACCAAGCAAACAGCCAGAGGUACAGAGACUGCUGGUCAGUACCGCAUUGUUAGCACUGAUGACAACUGUGAAACUCCUAUGACUGAACUGAGUCAAAGAAACGGUACCGCGGCUUCCUUUUCCUAAACCUGGGCAUGAUGAUGAUGAUGCACAGUGGAAACGCAAUACAAAUUUCAGUGAAGGACAAUUGAAUCACACAGAUUUUGGUGGGAAAGUGGGACAAAUGUUAUUUUAAUAUUUAAAAGCUUUCCACUUUUUUAAAUUAUUUGUAUUUUUAUUUAAAUUAAGUCCAACAUAUCCAAACGAGGGCAACUUUUAUAAAAAAUAUGGAAUAAACAACUUAUUGCUGUUGGUAGAAUUUCCAAUAACUGUUCAUUGUUAGAGUUGUCCAAAUGAGCUUAGUUUUCAUUACAAGCCAUAGACAUGUCAUUUCUUAGUUUUGUACGCAGAGUUUACUUGUCCAUCUAUCCAACUUUUUAUCAAAUUAUUUUCCAGACAAGUGAAUGAAUGAAUUGUUAUGAAAAAUGAUUUGUCACCGUAUCUGUGUGUAAGGCAGCAAUAGGUGCAGUACACUGUUCUAGUGCACAGAUGGUGUCUAGUCAGAUGCUGCACUGUGCUCUCGCUGGAUGUUACUUCUUAUUGUAAGUCGCUUUGGAUAAAAUGACAUGUAUUGUAAUGUAAUGUAACUUCAGUGUUGGACAAACCAGGACGGCCAGUGGAUGAAGGGGAGAUACUGUUAAAGGAAAUGGAUCUGCUCUAUUUUGCUACGUCGAUGUAUUUUCCUCAAAGCUAAUCAACUACAGUAGUUUGUGAGACUGUUGGAUCAGGCAAGAGUAAAUUCAGCUAACGGAGAUUAACUUCAGAUAUCGGGUAGAGUAUUAGUGCUAUUCACUACAUGGAAGUCCUCUCGCAAUGUGUACAGCUAAAAACUGUUUUGGUUCUACAGUGUGAUAUUGUUGGUGUGCUUUAUGUCUGCAGGAGCAUACUGCAAUUCAUACAACAAUUCAUACUACACAUGUACGUAUGUUAACAUCCUCCAUUCAAACCAACCUUAAAUCCAACUGCUGCAGUCGUUUGUUAAUAAUUUUUUUUUAUAGCUUUCUGGUUAUUAUUUCAACAUGACUUUCUUUUUGUUACGUUGGUAAACAUAUCAAAUCAGACUGAACAUGAAAGUUUACUUCCUCUUGUCGGUACACGGGCUGUUGGCAGCUUGCUGCCGUUUGUCAUAGUACAAAUAUUAAAGUUAACUCCUAUUUUUAAUGUAAAUAUGUAUAAAGUACUUGUAGAAGCUCUUUAAGAACAAAUGUAAUUGGAAAUACGUCUUUUAAUAUUUGUAAAUUUGUAUGAUACAUGUUUCUUUUCUUUUAAGAUUUAAGAGGAAACUAGCUGCGUGUUUGAGUUAAACCGGCUCAACGAAGCCACGGACCAGACAAGUACUCCUUUACUUCAGAGGGAAGUUUAGUGUAAGAUAGAAUGUGUUGUGUUCAUUUUGUGAAAUGUUGUGUUUUGUUAGACUUAAAUGCUCGGUCAUCUUUGUCUUUUCAAGGUCAUCUUUGUCUUUUCAAGAUCAUCUUUGUCAUCUUUGUCUUUUCAAGGUCAUCUUUGUCUUUUCAAGGUCAUCUUUGUCAUCUUUGUCUUUUCAAGGUCAUCUUUGUCUUUUUACGGUCAUCUUUCGGAAAACCAAGGUGUCGUUUAUUUUACAUUUUCAGUGGGCUAGUAUCAAAAUGAAUUGACCUCACGUUGUUCUGUAUAUAUGUGCCUUCAGAUUUAGUCAGGCAGACUAGAGCGACUUUUUAAUUGUUUAUGUGCUCUAUAAUUCUGCAUAAAAUGAAUUUGUGAGAUAAUGUAAUAUAUUUUGGACAUUUCAAUAAAGCAUUUCUUUCAGCAUGA
Molecule: messenger RNA, 3858 nt
Organism: Cyclopterus lumpus (lumpfish)
Lineage: Eukaryota; Metazoa; Chordata; Actinopteri; Perciformes; Cyclopteridae
Product: sodium-dependent neutral amino acid transporter B(0)AT2-like
Exons: 12
Coding region: 115-2094 (659 amino acids)
Biological process (GO): sodium ion transmembrane transport
Cellular component (GO): membrane
Source: RefSeq, a predicted model, not a curated record